Messenger RNA from Carassius auratus (goldfish), 1005 nucleotides. RefSeq names its product B-cell receptor CD22-like. The coding region runs from base 1 to 1005 and encodes 334 amino acids. The record is from RefSeq and is a predicted model, not a curated record. NCBI's taxonomy places the organism in Eukaryota, Metazoa, Chordata, Actinopteri, Cypriniformes, Cyprinidae. The transcript is spliced from 6 exons.
AUGAGAUUUGGUGAAACAGGUGUUGCUAUGAUGGUGUCGGUCAGAAUGGCUCUUCCUCUUCUUCUGAUCUUUCUGAUUAUGAUUCACAGGGGUUCUAGUGCUGAUUGGGGUGUGAGUUACAGUCCUUCACACAUCUGUGCACUAAAGAACUCAUCAGUGAUAAUGAGCUGCAAUUAUACAUACCCUACUGGAUAUAAGAUUGAGAAAGUGUUCUGGACCAAAACAAAUGUUAAAGACAAAGAAGACCAUCCAGAUCUGUCUGAGGAUCCUGAAUACAGUCAGAGGCUUCAGUAUCUGGGAGACAAACAGCAGAACUGCAACAUCAGACUGAGUCAUGUGACACAGAAACAUGAACGUAUGUACUAUUUCAGAUUCAAAACCAGUGAAUAUAAAUGGCUUGGUAAACCAGGAGUGACUCUUACUGUCACAGAUCUUCAGGUGGAGGCUCCUGAGAGAGUGACAGAGGGUCAUAAUGUCCGUCUGACAUGUAAAAGCAGCUGCACUCUGACUGACAGAGCAACAUUCAUCUGGUACAGAAACUCACAGCCAUUAACUGAGAGAAGAGACAGAAACAAUCAACUCCUGCUGCAGUCAGUCAGAAGAGAGGAUGCAGGCAGAUACAGCUGUGCUCUACAUGGACACACUUACAUCUCUCCUGCUGCUCAGCUCAAUGUCUCCUACCCUCCCAGGAAUGUCUCAGUGUCUAUAACUGGAUCUGGUGUAAUAGUGGAGGGAGAUUCAGUGACUCUGAUCUGCAGCAGUGAUUCAAACCCUCCUGCUCUGAACUUCAGCUGGUUUAAGGAGAAUCAAAGCUCAGCUGUUGGAUCUGGACAGAGUUUCAGUGCACUACAGAGUGGACGCUUCUACUGUGAGGUUCACAAUCAACAUGGAUCUCAGAGAUCAGACGCUGUUACUGUCACUGUUAAAGGACGUCUCUUGAUACUGUACAUUUCUGUCGGUGUGAUUUGUGGAGCUGCAGUAAUCAUCACAGUGCUUAUUUGGUAA